Pelodiscus sinensis (Chinese soft-shelled turtle) is the source of this 2735-nucleotide messenger RNA. Lineage: Eukaryota; Metazoa; Chordata; Testudines; Trionychidae. The record is from RefSeq and is a predicted model, not a curated record.
CAGAAGUUUGCCUGUGACCCUCCCCCAGUUGAUGCUCUCAAGAAUGAACAGGUUUAUCUUUCCGAAUCUGAUCUCCUGCCUUUCCUGACAGCUGUAGGAGGUGAGAAAGAGGUCACUAUGGUAAUGAUUCAGCUACGAGCUCACGUGGCCUUCCUCGUGCUCCCUCUGUUUGUAUUUGGGGCACCUGCCGAUGAGCUUGACCCCAAAGAAGCAACAACCCUCCCAAAUGGCUGCAGGCGUUGCUGUGACCCACUGGAUUCUCGAGGCUCCUCAGAGCCUACCCCCGGCUCAGCUGGGCACCAUUCAUCGUUGUACCCAAUGCCAGAGGUCCGUCCAUACAUCAACAUCACCAUACUGAAAGGAGACAAAGGAGACCAGGGGGAGCCUGGGACUCCAGGGAAAUGGGGCAAAGAGGGGCCACCAGGAGAGCUGGGUCCCCAGGGUCAGAAAGGCAGCAAGGGGCAGAUGGGUGCCCCAGGGGAUCCCUGCAAGCACCAGUAUGCUGCUUUCUCCGUGGGUCGCAAGAAGGCGCUGCACAGCAGCGAGGGCUACCAGGCCCUGAUCUUCGACACCGUCUUCGUCAACCUCUACAGCCACUUCGACAUGUUCAAGGGCAAGUUCUACUGCUACACGGCCGGCAUCUACUACUUCAGCCUCAACGUCCACACCUGGAACUUCAAGGAGACCUACAUGCACCUCAUGCACAACAACCAGGAGCAGGUCAUCCUGUACGCCCAGCCCAGUGACCGCAGCAUCAUGCAGAGCCAGAGCCUCAUGCUGGAGCUGCGGGAGAACGACGAGGUCUGGGUGCGUCUCUACAAGCGGGAGCGCGAAAACGCCAUCUACAGUGAUGACGUGGACAUCUACAUCACCUUCAGUGGCUACCUGAUCAAGCCCAGUCUGGAAUGACUGCCCUCCUCCCUCUGCCCUUUCUCGCACGCUCUUUCUCUCUCUCCCUCUUUUCACUGCCCGCAAUCACUGCAAACCACAAGGGAGGAAGUGGGUGGGGGGCUCCUUAGGAGGGUCAUGGGGUGGGAGGAUAGCAAGGAGCCUGAAAGAAAACACCUGCUAUUCAAAUCGGGACCAUCAGCAUUCAAAAUGUGCCACUGACUACCUGGUAAGCCCCAUUUGUCUCAAACAGGGGAUCCCGCAGGUCACUGCUAACCUUCUUAGGCUGUGAGAGCCUUCCCACGACUCAAUCAGCUGUAGGGACACAGGCAAUGAUACAGAGCAAGGGAGGGACAGGACAGGACAGUCCCUGGCUGUGUCAAUCAUCACUCAUCUGGGAUGCAGAAGGUCAGAUCCUCAGCUUAGGCAACUCAGUGUCGCUCCAUUGAAGUCAAUAGAGUUACACUCAUGGAUUAGGGAUGUAAUUGUGUCUUCAAUUAACCGAUAAGCAAAAAAUUAUAGGUAAAUGCUACAGGCCACAUGCAUUCCUCCUCCUCCCCAACAGUAAAAUUUUUAGCAGGCUGGCCAGCAGCCUGGCUCAGUCCUAGCUCGCCCUGGGUCUAGGACUUACCUCCACUGCGGCUCUGCCUUUAAACUGUAUUAGGAGCCAGGCAGAUAGGCAGCUUGGCUCAGUUCCAGCUUGCGCUGGGUCCGGGAGCUCCGCCCCUCCCCACCUUUGCUGCUACCUCUGAUACAGAAGCAGCAGCAUGGCAGCCGGUCUGCAAAGGGAGCUGGUUUUUAAACUGGCUCCACUUGCAGAUCAGGUCCCACCCGGCAUCCUGCACUGCUGCCUAUGAUAUGGAGGCAGCAGUUCGGAGUGGAAGGGGCUCCUCAGGAGUGGGGCCAAAGAGCACUGGCUGCACACUAAUCCCACCCCCGAGGACUAUAGACUAGUUGAAUAAUCUAUAAGAAUUCAUGAGGUUAAUUGACUAUUCAAUUAACUGAUAUUUAACAUCCCUAUCAUGGAUGCCUGCUGCAAAUCUAGCCCUACCUAUUGAAAGGGCGCGAGACCCUGCUGGACCCCAGCAAAACUCCCCUCCAGUCUCAGCAAUCUUGUCAGGCUCAGAGCCAUCCUGGCUUUGCAGAACCCCUUUCCCGGAGACUGAAAGCAGACUUGCUUCGGCUCCCCUGCCCACGAAGUUUAUACCAGUGUAAUUCUGUCCACUUCCGCAGAGUUCCCCUGACUGCACGCUGGCGUGAGAAGAGACUCAGACCCUGGAUUGAACUGCCGCAGUCCCAUAGGUGUGGCUAGAGCAGCGCUGGUAGGAGGCCAUUCCUUUAAAGUCCCACCUCCACAUUAGAAAGGCUGGGGGUGGGGGAUGGCGGAAACUGACUGAGUCAGAGGGUGGUGGAAAGUUAUGCUUUUACCACUAAUACAGAGGGUCAGCUCCUGUCCAGUACCCCUCCCAAAAAAACUCCAAUGGAAGAGGGUUACACAGUAGCUGCUUGGUAGCUUGUACAAAAUGAGCUGAGCAUUUCAGUCCCGCUCCCAGUGCCCACAUUGAAAAUGUCUUCACCUCAUUAGCUCUGUCUCUGUUGCCUGUGAUCUCUGGUGAAGCCCAGAACGGAGAGCCCUGGAGACUGGGAUGUGCACCCAGCCCUCGCAGGCGGGUACGAUGUGUUGGCGGGGCUGCACAGCAAAGCUGGUCCUGUCCCUGCCUGUACAUUACAGCUGGGGAGUACAGCAGCCCUCAGCACUCACCUAGCUCUGCUUCUACUGACAUCAGAGGCUUUGCCACUGACUCCAGUAGCAGCUGAAUCAGGCCAUUUCUGAGCACUUUUGAAAA